Messenger RNA from Piliocolobus tephrosceles (Ugandan red Colobus), 5182 nucleotides. RefSeq names its product pyroglutamyl-peptidase I (gene PGPEP1). Gene Ontology annotation, molecular function: pyroglutamyl-peptidase activity. Gene Ontology annotation, cellular component: cytosol. The transcript has 5 exons. Bases 96 to 788 code for a protein of 230 amino acids. The record is from RefSeq and is a predicted model, not a curated record. NCBI's taxonomy places the organism in Eukaryota, Metazoa, Chordata, Mammalia, Primates, Cercopithecidae. Gene Ontology annotation, biological process: proteolysis.
AGGGGCGUGGCCUCGCGGGGCCAGGAGGCUGCCGCGGCUGCAGCUGUCGCGCCAGUCCGAACAGAAGCGGGUCCGAGGCGCAGGUCAAUCCCGCCAUGGAGCAGCCAAGGAAGGCGGUGGUAGUGACGGGAUUUGGCCCUUUUGGGGAACACACUGUGAACGCCAGUUGGAUUGCAGUUCAGGGAGUGCAUUAUCCCCAUAGCUGCCGUCAGGGGCCACGAGGCUCCCGCUCUCCUCUCUUCCAGGAGCUGGAAAAGCUAGGCCUUGGGGACAGUGUGGACCUGCACGUGUACGAGAUUCCAGUUGAGUACAAAACAGUCCAGAGACUCAUCCCUGCCCUGUGGGAGAAGCACAGUCCACAGCUGGUGGUGCAUGUGGGGGUGUCAGGCAUGGCGACCACAGUCACACUGGAGAAAUGUGGACACAACAAGGGCUACAAGGGGCUGGACAACUGCCGCUUCUGCCCCGGCUCCCAGUGCUGCGUGGAGGACGGGCCUGAAAGCAUUGACUCCAUCAUCGACAUGGACGCUGUGUGCAAGCGAGUCACCACGUUGGGCCUGGAUGUAUCGGUGACCAUCUCGCAGGAUGCUGGCAGAUAUCUCUGCGACUUUACAUACUACACGUCUCUGUACCAGAGUCACGGUCGAUCAGCCUUCGUCCACGUGCCCCCACUGGGGAAGCCGUACAACGCAGACCAGCUGGGCAGGGCACUGAGAGCUAUCAUUGAGGAGAUGCUGGACCUCCUGGAGCAGUCAGAGGGCAAAAUCAACUAUUGCCACAAACACUGAGGAACGCUCAGGUCUCCUGAGACCUCAUCCUGCUGGGGACCCCACGAGGGGACAUCCACCCUCUGGGGUGUGGCCAGGAAAAGACAAGCUCUUCAACUUGGGGGUCCGAUCUGGAAGAGAGAUUCUGAUCUACCUAUCUCCUCUUCCUCCUUCUCUACAAAAGCUCCGGUUGAUUUGAGGGAAGUGGCUGAAAAUUUUCUUUUCUCCCAUUUUCCUCCCUGCAUCUGGGGACACAGCUGCCGUGACCAGGGAGGUCAGCCUGAGGGGUCCAGAUGCCCAGGGAGAACCUUGGUCUGGUGGGUCCAUGAGCUGCGAUACCACAGCUGGAGCCACGUGUUCACCUGCUUUCCUGUCUGUUGGUGAAGGAAUUUCAGAAUCCACUUUAUAUCCAAGACUGGCCUUUAUCCAAUUUAAAAGCGUCCCGAUGAGUCCUCGACCUUGACCUGUGCUCAACAGCCUGGCCCUUUCUGGGGCUACCCUGGGAUACGGCAUAAUUUUUUCUUUCUUUCUUUCUUUCUUUCUUCUCUCUCUCUCUCUUUUUUUUUUUUUUUUUUUUAAACCAAUAGUGCUAGUUUGUGCACAGAGUAAUUUAUAUUCCCUUUGGUUAAAAUGCAGGCUUUUUAGCCAACAACAAAAGUGUCUUUUUUCCCCCCUGCCAGGGUGAGGCCACUUUUGCCUCCUGCCCUGAAAAUUGGACUUAAGAUGCCAUGUCUUGGCUGGACACAGUGGCUCAUGGCUGUAAUCCCAGCACUUGGGAGGCCAGGGUGGGUGGAUCACUUGAGAUCAGGAGUUCGAGACCAGCCUGGCCAACAUGGUGAAACCCCGCCUCUACUAAAAAUAUAACAAUUAGCUGGGAGUGGUGAUGCAUGCCCGUAGUCCUAGCUACUUGGGAGGCUGAGGCUGGAGAAUUGCUUGAACCCAGGAGGCAGAGGUUGCAGUGAGCUGAGAUUGCACGGCUGCUCUCCAGCCUGGGUGACAGAGCGAGAUUCUGUCUCAAAAAAAACAACUGGACUUAAGAUGGCAUGUCUUGGUUUUAGGGCUGAAAAUGAGGGCCCCCUUGCUUAAGGCAUGGGGUCGGUGGCCAGGCGACGGGGUGGGACUGCUGCCCCCAGAUGUGGCCAUCAUGGUCCUUUCAACACCGAGCUAUGAGCUGUCGCCAUGGAGACCAGGGCCAUCUGUGGGAAGGUGGAUUUUGUCUGCUUUUGACUUUUCUUUUUUAAUAUGUAAAACUCCACAGCAGCGGAAACCCCCCGCUACUUCUGGCCUGGAGCUUCAAGGUUUUGGUGCUGGAACGAGUUUGUUGUUCCCUUAGCAGGGUGGUGGGGGGGGGGUCUCAAAACGGAGGCCUAGGGGCUGGAGUUGGCAGAGCUUUGCAUGUCCCGGCAUGUCUGAGCAGGAGGAAUUCCGGUCGGCCAAGGGGUUUUAUGUAGAUUGGUUUUGGAUACUCGCCCAGGAGUCAGGAGUCAAAUUUUAUCUCACUUCCUGGUAACCUUGAACUCUAGACAGGGAUGAAAUGAUGUAACGUUCCUCAGAUGAUGUAAGUUCAGCCAGAUCUUGAUACCUAUCAGGGAGAGAGGACAACUCCCACAGUGAAACCAAUUGAGUGAAAUGCAUGUUCUGAAAAUCAGUUUCUAUUUUGGCCUGGGGGAAUGUGGCUAUACUGUUUCCCUGCGUGUGACACAGUUGGAAUCUGAUCUUGUUGGUUUCCCAACAUCUAGGGUUUGUGUGUGUGUGUGUGUGUGUGAGAGAGAGAGAGAGAGACAGGGUCUUGUUCUGUUGACCAGGCUGGAGUACAGUAGUGUGAUCAUGGAUCACUGCAGCCUCCACCUCCUGGGCUCAAGUGAUCCUCCCAUCUCAGCCUCCUGAGUAGCUGGGACUACAGGCAUGCACCACCACACCUGGCUAAUUUUUAAAUUUUUUAUACAGACAGGCUUUCGCCAUGUUGCCCAGGCUGGUCUCGAACUCCUGGACUCAAAGCGAUCCUACCUUCUCAGUCUCCCAAAGUGCUGGGGUAACAGGCACUUAUUAUCCACUUAUGAGCCACUGAUCCCAGCCCAGUUCUUUUUUAAAACAGCUGAGAGUUUUGUUUCCUUCAACGUUCACCUUCCUUGUCUCCCGUUCCGAUGCUGGCAGUGGUUCCUACCUCUGUUGGGUUUCUAGAUCGUUUGGGAACUGGGUUGAUGGGUUUCUGUGAAACACAUUUUCCAAGUCUUGGGCUGUCUCUGGAGGGGAAGGUGGAUGCUGGUAGGUGACUUGCAGUAGGUGCCCGGCAGUGGGUGUGGACUGUGACUGGCAGGUGGAAAUGAGUAGGGACACUAUUGUUCCCUCUACUUCAGCCUUCUUUUUGCUCGAAAUGCCCCCUCCACACCCCUGGUAGCUCUCUGUGUCCUGAGAAAUCUGGAGGGUGGGAGACAUCACUGCAUCUGUCCCCCCAGCUUCUGUGAAGGGAAGCUGUGGCCUCUUUUGAAUGUGGGGAACAACUCAAGACUCAGGAAUCACCCAGAGGUCUUUUGGAAAACAACUUCAGGCUUCGUCUUGCUCUGUUCCUCAAAGGUCUCGUCUGUGGGCCUCUGAGGAGAAAACAGGUCUAGCUAAGCCGGGCAAAAUGGGGAAGAGGGUGUGCCAGGCCUGAACUGAGCUAAGCACCUGCCCCAGGCUCCACACUUCCAUCUUUCUUUUGUCUUCAUUUCACCUCUGUGUUUAAAGCACCGUGUGACAUAGCUCCUUAGAGAUAUAACCUAUUGUCUACUCAUUGUCGAGUGUGUGUGUGUCAUCUUUGUGUUCUUGCAGGAACAUUUGUGUUCACAUUUCCUCACCGAGUCAAGCCAGUAUCCCAUCCUUCCUCAUAAUGCACAACAUUUGGCUCAUUUAAAUUUUCUCAUUGUUAUUUUUCGUUCUUAUUUUUUGAGACAGACUCUCACACUGUCCCCCGGGCUAGAGUGCAAUGGUGUGAUCUCAGCUCACUGCAACCUCUGCCUCCUGGGUUUACAAAAGUCUCCUGCCUCAGCCCCCCGAGUAGCUGGGAUUACAGGUACACACCACCACGCCUGGCUAAUUUUUGUAUUUUUAGUAGAGAUGCAGCCUCGCCAUGUUGGCCAGGCUGGUCUUGAAAUCCUGACCUCGAGUGAUCCGCCUGCCUUGGCCUCCCAAAGUGCUGGGAUUACAGGUGUGAGCUACCGCACCUGGCCGAGUUUUUUACAAAUAUUUUUCUUUUGGUGGAACUCAUCUAUGCACUGUAUGGUGUGUUUUUCCACCUUUGUUGGGUCUCAGCUUAGAAUAGCCUCAUGUGGGCUAGGUUUGGUGACUCACACCUGUAAUCCUAGCACUUUGGGAGGUUGAGGCAGGAGAAUCUCUUGAGCCCAGGAGUUCAAGACCAGCCUGGGCAACAUAGCAAGAGCCCCCACAUCUACCAAAACAUACAAAAAUUAGCCAGAUGUGGUGGUGCAUGCCUCUGGUCCCAGAUACUCAGGAGGCUGAGGCAGGAAGAUCACCUGUGCCUGGGACGUUGAAGCCCCAGUGAGCCAUGAUCACACCGCUGUAGUCCAGCCUGGGCAACAGAGCAAGACCCUGUCUCAAAAAAAAAAAAAAAAAAAAAAUCCUCAUGCAAGAAGGUAAGGACCAAGUCCCAUUCCCUCUGGCCUCAUUUUCAGAGCCUGGGGUAGAGGCUACAGGUGGCAUAGGAAGGGUCUGCAAAGUGGGUGGGACUUGGCAGGUGUUGGGAAGAGGAACGGGAGUGGCGAGUGUCAAUGGUGGAAAGACAGGCUUAGGGGUGUGGUGGGAAGGCUGGGGGAGAAAGGUGUGAAGUGAUUGGGGGGCUUCCCUGAUGAGUCCUCAUGGAGGGUGCUGAGGCAGGGAACAGGGAUACAGGGACAGUGAUCGGGGCACCUGGUGCCCUGACCAGCUUGAUGAUGGCAUCUCUUUUAAGAUGCCCAAGUGUGUGCACUUUAUUUGGCCCCUAGCACCCCCUCCCCACCACAAAGGUCAGUGGUAUGUGUGUGGGGAUGUAGCUCAAAAAAGAAAUAAGAUGGAGUGGAAAGGAAAGAAAGGAAGAAGCAGGAAUUCAAGGUGAGUGGGCUGAGCUUGGGGCCACCUAGCCCACCUGCUCCCAUCAAGGGCUGGAACAAGCCUGAGGCCACUUGGAGAGGCAGGGCUGGGCAGGGACGGGGUGGGGGCCGAGUUCACAGCUUCUCCAUCAGAGCCAGAUGUGUGGAGGAAAUGUCCCAGAUGGCAGUAGUUUCUGGGCAGGGAGGGGAAUCCUGUAGAUGGUUCAUGUCUAUGAUCCCAGUGCUUUGGGAGGCUGAGGUGGGAGGAUUGCUUGAGCCCAGGAGUUCAAGACCAGUCCUGGGCAACAUGGUGAGACCCCAUCUCUACAUAAAUUAAAAAAAAAAAAAAAA